This is a messenger RNA of Tachysurus vachellii, 2116 nucleotides long. It is a transcript of the gene nt5c1ab, whose product is annotated as 5'-nucleotidase, cytosolic IAb. Gene Ontology annotation, cellular component: cytoplasm; cytosol. Bases 192 to 1241 code for a protein of 349 amino acids. Gene Ontology annotation, molecular function: nucleotide binding; magnesium ion binding; 5'-nucleotidase activity. NCBI's taxonomy places the organism in Eukaryota, Metazoa, Chordata, Actinopteri, Siluriformes, Bagridae. The record is from RefSeq and is a predicted model, not a curated record. The transcript has 7 exons. Gene Ontology annotation, biological process: adenosine metabolic process; nucleotide metabolic process.
UUUGCUUCAGUGGUGCGCAUUUUGAAGGAGGUGCUAGUGAGAUGAUGACCGACCACUGAUUUAGAUACAGAGCUGGAAUGCCUCGAGGAAGGAGUGAAAACGCAGUCAGCACCAAGGCUGGGACUCGCUGUGGUGCGGAUGAGAUUACAGAGAUUUAGUCUUUGUGCCAUGAAGCAGCAGCUACUGCAAAAAUGAGUCUCCAUGAUGGACAAAUGGCAAGUAAUAGUGAGGCAUAUUUGAGAGGCAUGAAGGUGCAGGAUCCCUCAACCCCAUCUAAGAAACCUCAAUCUCCCAAGCCUGAAAAUGCCAUCACCAUUGCUGUAUCAUCACGCGUCCUCUUUAACAUGGACCUGGAGCAGCAGGUCUUUGAACAGAAAGGCAUGGAGGAGUACCUGAAGUACCAGAUUCAACAUGAGACUGAACCAUUUGCUCCAGGACCUGCUUUCCCCUUUGUUAAGGCUCUGGAAGCUGUCAAUGUGCAACUGAGAAAACUUUAUCCAGACAGCGAAGAGCUCUUUGAUGUGGUGCUGAUGACUAACCAUCAUGCCAAUGUUGGGCUCAGACUCAUUAACUCAAUCAACCACCACAAGCUGUUCAUUGAGCGCUUCUGUAUGACUGGAGGUAAUAGUCCAAUUGGGUAUCUGAAAGCCUACCACACCAACCUGUAUCUGUCUGCCGAUUCAAGUAAAGUGAAAGAGGCCUUAGAGGAAGGGAUUGCAGCAGCCACCAUGUUCAAAUCGGAGAAGGUGACUGAGGUGUCAGAGACACAGCUGAGAGUGGCCUUCGAUGGAGAUGCAGUGCUGUUCUCGGAUGAGUCUGAGAGAAUCUUUAAAACGCAAGGCCUGGACAAAUUUUUUGAACAUGAAAAGGCCCAUGAAAACAAGCUACUUGAUCAUGGUCCACUGAAGGGAUUCUUUGAGGCUUUGGGGAAACUGCAAAAGAAAUUCUUUGCCAAAGGCCAGCGUAUGGACUGUCCCAUCCGCACCUACCUUGUGACUGCUCGCAGUGCAGCUAGUUCAGGUACACGUGCCCUGAAGACCUUGCGUUCUUGGGGCCUAGAGCCAGAUGAAGCCCUUUUCUUGGCUGGAGCACCUAAGGGCCCUAUGCUGGCAAAAAUCAAACCACACAUUUUCUUUGAUGAUCAAAUAUUCCAUAUAGAGGGGGCUGCAGAGCUGGGAACUAUAGCAGCUCAUGUUCCCUAUGGAGUCGCACAGAAAGUGUUAUUAAAAGAAAACAAAUGACAUGAGUUUUAAUAAUCUAAAUUAAAAUGAAAUUUAAUUAAAUAAACUGCAUUUCUCGCAGUGUUAAAACUGGCAUGAAAUAUGUAUUGUGUUGACAAAUUGUAUUUUUAGUGUUUGGUGCCUGCAUUGAAUGUUCAUCAGAGUGACAGAUGUGCUCUACUAAGAUUAUCUAGAAUUUGACCUAUAUUAUAUUUCAGAUCUGUUAGCAAACCGAAAUCUGUGAAAUCAGAUGAAGCUAAAGAUCAAGAUGAUCAAGCCAAACAUGUUAUGCUGGCUGAUUAAAUAGACUGAAUUUAAUACAGCAAGGGAUUGUAAUGGAUGUACUGUAUGUGCCUUUUAAGUACUGCAGAACUGAAAACACUCUGUGCCUCUUAUUUUACAAAUGAAAAUAUUUAACUAUUAAAGGAUAUUUAAAUAUUAAUUUAUAAAAAAAAAGAGAUUUAAAGUGUUGGUUGUUGAUAGAGUAUCAAAUUAUGGAACAGACAGAUCAUCUGAUUAUCCUAGUAGAUCAUCAUAAUGCUGGAAGUUCUCAGUUUUCUCAGUCAUAGAUAAAGUAUUGCCUGUGUGACAUGUAAAUUGUUCGACUUUUAUGUUUGUUACAUUAUUCCGUGAUACAAUUUGGUGCAUUUUCCUAAGUGUCUGAGUAUAUAUUUUGUAAAAACUGUCAGAGUAUGUAUGUUUUAUUAUUAAAUCUCAUAUAUGUCAAAUUUAGUUUCUAUGAUAAACAGUUGUUUAUCAUAGAAACUAUAAAUUAACUAUACAUUAACUAUAAAUUUCUAUAACAACUAGGUUAACCAAAAAAGGGCUUAUGUGGUGUUUAUGUUAAAGAAUAAUUAGUAGUUAAAAUCAUACAUUUUUAUGUUGUGAUUGGUUUA